Messenger RNA from Mustela lutreola (European mink), 2038 nucleotides. RefSeq names its product HDGF like 1 (gene HDGFL1). Bases 91 to 810 code for a protein of 239 amino acids. Gene Ontology annotation, biological process: regulation of transcription by RNA polymerase II. Gene Ontology annotation, molecular function: transcription coregulator activity; double-stranded DNA binding. Gene Ontology annotation, cellular component: nucleus. Lineage: Eukaryota; Metazoa; Chordata; Mammalia; Carnivora; Mustelidae. The transcript has a single exon. The record is from RefSeq and is a predicted model, not a curated record.
GGCCGCGCGCCCGGCCCAGCCUAGCGGCCGCCACCCGCCCGCGUUCCGGGCGUCGCCAGGGCCUCCGCCGAGGCCGGGUCCAGCCCCGCCAUGUCGUGCUACUGUCGGCGCAAGUACCAGAGCGGCGACCUGGUGUUCGCCAAGCUGAAGGGCUACGCCCACUGGCCGGCCCGCGUCGAGCACAUGGCCGAGCCCAACCGCUACCAGGUCUUCUUCUUCGGGACCCACGAGACGGCCUUCCUGGGCCCCAAGCACCUGUUCCCGUACGAGGAGUCCAAGGAGAAGUUCGGCAAGCCCAACAAGCGCCGCGGCUUCAGCGAGGGGCUGUGGGAGAUCGAGCACAACCCCACCGUGCGCGCCGCCGACUACCAGCGGGCGCCGGACGAGCGCGGCGCGGAGCGGCCCGGGCCGCCGCCGGAGGCCAGCGCGGGCGACACGGCCGGCCGCAGCGAGCAGCCGGGGAAGCCGGGCGGCGACGGGCCGGCCGACGAGCAGGCCGAGCGGGCGGCGCCCAAGCGGGCCGCGGGCGAGCUGCCCGACGGCUCCCCCAAACGCCUCCGGGAGGCCGAGCCCGAAGCGGGGGCGCCGCCGCCGCCGCCGCCGCCGGAGCCGCAGCAGGAGCAGGAGCACCGGGAGGAGGAGGAGGAGGAGGAGGCGGCCGCCGCCGGGGAAGGGGCCGCGCCGCCCGCCGUGGAGCCGGAAACCCGGGGCGCCGCGGCCCAGCCGCCCCCGGAGGUCCUCGAGCCGCGGGGAGAGGCCGCGGCCGUCGAGGCGCCGACCCCGGGGGGCGGAGAGCGCGACAGCCUGUAGUCACCAGUUUCGAGAAGAGCCCCCACCCCGUUCCCGCCGCGGCCGGGCUGUUCCUGGGGAAGCGGGUCACGGCCUGCAAACUGGGACGCCGCCGCCACCCCCACCCCUGCCCCCCAUCCGCCCACCGCCCUGGGGGUUGACCCGGAGCGGCAGGCCACCCGCACCCCCGAGAUCGGAGUCAGGCCUCUACUGCCCGGGACGAGCUGAGCCCGCCUGGAGCUGCUUCCCCGAGGCUUCAGUUGAGGCCUGGCCCGGCCGUUCCCACCUCCAGACACCCCCUCUCCCAACCCCCCGGGCACUCCGGACCUCUGCGUGGGAAUCGGGGUAGGAGGGAAGGGGUGGAGGGCACCUACCGAGCAGGGCUUGGGGAGGCUUCCAGGGGCCCGAAAGGGGCCCGCCCGAGACUGCGGCGGUGGGGGCGGUGGGCGACCGCCUUCCGGAGCUCUCCCCGCCCCUCCCAUGCCAGUGAGCCCGGCUGCUCCGAUUCACCGAAAGUGGGACCCCUCCUGGGCCAGGGCCUCCCUCCUUUCUGAGUCCCGUUUGGGCCUUCUGGGAUUUGUCGGUUUUUUUUUUUUUUUUUUCAUCAAUGUGGGAACUUCCCAGUUGCCCGUGAGAUGGGAAGGGUUCGCUUGGCCCGGCUCUUUGGAUGCGUUUCCAUCUCUGCGGUUUCGUGGGAUGUUCUGGGGAGACGCGUGGCCACCCCUUUCCCUCUCCCCACCGCCUCCAGGCCACCCUACAGUCGUAUAUGUCACUCAGGCAUAAAGGAAAAGGCAUGCAGUUGGAAAAAUAUUUUUAACGAAAAGAUUUUUUUUUUUUUUUCCUCCAAUGAAGAACUACCCUGGCCAUGCCUUCUGUCAGCCGACCAGCUCUGCCACUGCAAACUCCAUUUCAAAGAUGGACUAGAAGGUUCCCUUUCUGUUUGCGGUUUGAGGACUUUCUUUUUAUAGUUAAAACUUUGGUGUUCCUUGGCAGUGCCAGUUCCCACCCAUGACGUCCCGCACCCUGACCCCCUCAGCAUUGUCACCAGACCUGAAAUGUAACUUCCUGAGAAGAGAGAAGGAAGUGGGUGCCCCCUCCCUCCCCAGCCUCUUCCCGAACUGUCCAUGUGCCCUUCUUCUGUUGUCUCCCUCUCCCUACCCUUCUCCCUUGGGCUCUGAUGAAAAAUUGUUGACUGUAGCUUUGGAAGUUGAGAGCUGAACUAUUUCAGUUCCAGGAAAUAAAACACGUU